CCUGUCUCUCCUCGUUCACUCACUGACUCACUCACUCCGGCUGCCACUUCCCUAUAUAAACAACACAACUCACACUUCAGUAUAUACUAAUUAAAAGAAAACCUUCACAUUCAUAUCUUUAUUUCAAACUCAUAUAUUCUCCACCAUUUUCAAAAACCACUCCAAGAAAUGGGUUUUGGUUUUUGGGGCAGAGUUAUUUUAUCUCUGUUUCUUCUUCUUCAAGCUUCAAGUUCAUGGUUGCCAUUUCUGCAGCAAGCAGAAGCUGCAGUAACUGCACAACCCAACAAAAGAAGCAUGUUGAAAGGAAGAAAACAAGCAAAUGGUUGUAAUUUAUUUCAAGGAAGAUGGGUAAUAGACCCAUCUUUCCCUCUUUACAAUUCAUCUUCAUGCCCUUUCAUAGAUUCUGAAUUUGACUGCCAAAAAUAUGGCCGACCCGAUUCCCUUUACCUCAAAUACUCUUGGCGACCCGACUCAUGUAACCUUCCAAGAUUUGAUGGGGUGGAUGUUUUGAAGAGAUGGAGUGGGAAAAAGAUAAUGUUUGUGGGUGACUCACUGAGUUUGAAUAUGUGGGAAUCGCUGUCGUGUAUGCUACAUGCGUCGGUGCCUGAUGCCAAAACAAGCUUCCUCAGAAGAGACUCUAUCUCCUCUGUCGUCUUUCAGGACUAUGGAGUGACAUUGCUUCUAUAUCGAACACCGUAUCUUGUGGACAUAGUGAGAGAGGACGUUGGUCGAGUCCUAAAACUAGACUCCAUCGAGGCUGGAAAGGCGUGGCUAGGGAUGGACGUUUUGGUUUUCAACUCUUGGCAUUGGUGGACGCAUAAAGGAGACUCUCAAGCGUGGGAUUUGAUACAAGACGGGGCAACACGGUAUCAAGACAUGGACCGUUUGGUAGCAUUUUACAAGGGAUUGACGACAUGGGGCAGAUGGGUUGACCUUAAUGUUGAUCCUACAAAAACAAAGGUCUUCUUCCAAGGAAUCUCACCUACCCACUAUUUGGGAAAGGAAUGGAAUCAGCCAAAAAGGAACUGCAAUGGAGAGAGUGAGCCGUUGGCUGGAUCAAUGUACCCAGGAGGAGCACCACCAGCAGCAGAUGUUGUAAAUAGAGUAUUGAGUAGAAUAAAAGUACCUGUUUACUUGCUUGACAUCACCACGCUCUCUCAACUACGAAAAGAUGCCCAUCCCGCCGGUUAUAACGGAGAGCAUUCUGGGACAGAUUGCAGUCACUGGUGCCUUCCUGGAUUGCCAGAUACAUGGAAUCAGCUCAUGUAUGCUGCUCUCUUGACCAUGUGAAGAUUCAAAUAAACUUUCUGAGUUUUCUGUCAAAAUUUCAGAGACAACUCUUUUUUUCUUUCUUCUUUACAAAAGAAAAUAAGGAACCGAACAGGUAACGAUUGUAUUAUUGGAUACUCAUUGGAUGGUACAGAGAAUAGGAGCAACAAAAUGGAUAUAAUUGAAUUUUACAGGUUUAGGAAUGAACUUCUGGUUUAUUCAUUCAACAGUCUUGUACCCAUUUAAUUUUACAUUUUGAUUUGAUGGAUAGUGCUGUAAUCUUUUUUCUCAGUGAGGCAAAUUGCCAAAUAAUUUGGUUUUCAUGAAUUUAUUUGUGUGAAAUCAGCGGUCUUUGUUUGAUGUUGUAA
Cucumis sativus (cucumber) is the source of this 1637-nucleotide messenger RNA. RefSeq names its product protein trichome birefringence-like 37. The transcript has 5 exons. The record is from RefSeq and is a predicted model, not a curated record. Gene Ontology annotation, cellular component: Golgi apparatus. NCBI's taxonomy places the organism in Eukaryota, Viridiplantae, Streptophyta, Magnoliopsida, Cucurbitales, Cucurbitaceae. Gene Ontology annotation, molecular function: O-acetyltransferase activity. Bases 169 to 1290 code for a protein of 373 amino acids.